AUGGGAGCGGACAGCAUCCCUGGCCCGGAGGCGCAGCACCAGGUGGUUCUCGCCCUGGGCCAGGAGAAGGCUUGUAUCGGCGACACGCACGUUUCUAAACCGGAACAGCAGCGCCUGGUGUUUCCUACUUUCCACUUCUACGGUGCCCACCUGCCCAGGCUCAUCUCCUCAGACAGACCGUGGACUUGGCCUCCACCCGCCUGUGCCAGGAUGGACAUCCCUGCUUUGGACGUGGACCGGAUGGUUCUUUAUAAGAUGAAGAAAUCCGUGAAAGCAAUAAAUAUCUCUGGGCUGGCUCACGUGGAAAACGAAGAGCAGUACACGCAGGCCCUGGAGAAGUUCGGCGGCAACUGCGUGUGCAGAGACGACCCGGACCUGGGGAGCGCCUUCCUGAAGUUCUCCGUGUUUACGAAGGAGCUGACGGCACUUUUCAAGAACCUGAUUCAGAAUAUGAACAACAUCAUCUCCUUCCCUCUGGACAGUCUGCUGAAGGGGGACCUGAAAGGCGUGAAAGGGGAUCUGAAAAAGCCUUUUGAUAAAGCUUGGAAGGACUAUGAAACAAAAAUCACCAAGAUUGAGAAGGAGAAGAAGGAGCACGCCAAGCUGCACGGCAUGAUUCGCACUGAAAUCAGCGGGGCUGAGAUUGCUGAAGAGAUGGAGAAGGAGCGGCGGCUUUUCCAGCUGCAAAUGUGCGAGUAUCUGCUGAAGGUCAAUGAAAUUAAGAUUAAAAAGGGAGUGGAUUUACUUCAGAAUCUGAUCAAAUAUUUCCAUGCCCAGUGCAAUUUUUUCCAGGAUGGACUGAAAGCAGUUGAGAGCCUCGCUGUACCUCAUUCGCCCCUCUCUGCUUGGUUUUGUUUUGCAAAGAUCAAGCAGGCCCAGGACGAAGAGAGGAGGCAGCUGAUACAGCUCCGAGAUAUUUUGAAGUCAGCCUUGCAGGUUGAACAGAAAGAGUCUAGGAGAGAUCCACAAGUUCGCCAGAGCACAGCCUACAGCCUACAUCAGCCUCAGGGAAACAAGGAGCACGGGACGGAGCGGAGCGGCAGUCUGUACAAGAAGAGUGACGGGAUCCGCAAAGUGUGGCAGAAAAGGAAGUGUUCGGUUAAAAAUGGCUUUCUGACCAUCUCCCACGGCACCGCCAACCGGCCUCCCGCGAAGCUCAACCUGCUGACCUGCCAGGUGAAGACCAACCCCGAGGAGAAGAAGUGUUUUGACCUCAUUUCACAUGACAGAACAUACCACUUCCAAGCAGAAGACGAACAAGAAUGUCAAAUAUGGAUGUCUGUGCUGCAGAACAGCAAGGAGGAAGCGCUGAACAAUGCGUUUAAGGGGGACGACAACACCGGAGAGAAUAACAUCGUCCAAGAGCUGACCAAGGAGAUCAUCGCCGAAGUGCAGAGGAUGACAGGCAAUGAUGUGUGCUGCGACUGCGGGGCGCCCGAUCCUACCUGGCUCUCCACCAAUCUGGGCAUCCUGACCUGUAUCGAGUGUUCCGGAAUCCACCGAGAGCUCGGAGUUCACUAUUCCAGGAUGCAGUCCCUGACGUUAGAUGUACUGGGAACAUCUGAGCUGCUGCUUGCCAAGAAUAUCGGGAAUGCAGGCUUCAAUGAGAUUAUGGAGUGCUGCCUUCCAGCUGAGGACUCGGUCAAGCCCCACCCGGGCAGCGACAUGAACGCCAGGAAAGACUACAUUACUGCCAAGUACAUCGAGAGGAAGUACGCAAGGAGAAAGCAUGCGGAUAAUGCAGCGAAACUCCACAGCCUUUGUGAGGCCGUCAAGACCAGAGACAUUUUUGGAUUACUCCAAGCGUACGCUGAUGGCGUGGAUCUCACAGAAAAAAUCCCGCUGGCCAACGGACACGAGCCGGAUGAGACCGCCCUGCAUCUUGCCGUCAGGUCGGUGGACCGGACUUCUCUCCACAUCGUGGACUUUCUAGUCCAGAACAGUGGGAACCUGGAUAAGCAGACGGGGAAGGGCAGCACCGCGCUGCACUACUGCUGCCUGACGGACAACGCCGAGUGCCUGAAGCUGCUCCUGAGGGGAAAGGCCUCCAUCGAGACAGCUAACGAGUCAGGAGAGACGCCCCUGGACAUCGCCAGACGCCUCCGGCACGAGCACUGUGAGGAGCUGCUGACCCAGGCCUUGUCGGGAAGGUUUAAUUCCCACGUCCACGUCGAGUACGAGUGGCGACUGCUGCACGAAGACCUGGAUGAGAGUGACGACGACGUGGAUGAGAAGCUGCAGCCCAGCCCCAGUCGGCGAGAAGACCGGCCCGUCAGCUUCUACCAGCUGGGGUCCAACCAGCUGCAGUCGAAUGCCGCCUCUUUGGCCAGAGACGCCGCCAGCCUGGCCAAGGACAAGCAGAGAAGCUUUGUGCCCAGCAUCUUGCAGAACGAGACGUAUGGAGCCGUCCUCAGCGGCAGCCCGCCACCCUCCCAACCUGCGGCCCCCAGCACAGCUGGCGCACCCCCCCUGCCCCCACGGAACAUUGCCAAAGUUCAGCCAGCCUCCUCCGCUAACGCCCUGUGGAAGACAAACUCUGUAAGUGUGGACGGUGUAAGCAGGCAGCGAUCUUCGUCAGAUCCGCCAGCCGUCCACCCACCGCUGCCCCCUCUUCGCGUGACAUCUACCAACCCCCUGGCUCCCACCCCACCCCCUCCGGUGGCAAAGACGCCCAGUGUGAUCGAAGCCCUGAGCCAGCAGAGCAAGCCGGCCCAGUCCGGGGUCCCCCUGGGCAAAGCCCCUGCGCUGCCCCUGCCGCCCCAGCCACCCAGCCGCCUGCCGCAGAAGAGGCCCGCUCCCGGGGCUGAGAAGUCAACCCCGCUGAUCAACAAAGGCCAGCCGAGGGGACCAGCAGCGGAUCUCUCUGGAGCGGAAGCCCUGGGUCCUCUGUCCAGCAGUGCGGUCCUGCAGCCCCCAGCCCCCAUGCCCAGGAAGUCGCAGGCUACCAAGUUAAAGCCCAAGCGUGUCAAAGCUCUCUACAACUGUGUGGCCGACAACCCAGACGAGCUGACAUUCUCCGAGGGGGACGUGAUCGUCGUGGACGGGGAGGAGGACCAAGAGUGGUGGAUCGGCCACAUUGAUGGGGACCCCAGUCGCAAAGGAGCGUUUCCUGUAUCAUUUGUGCACUUUAUUGCUGACUGAAUUGCUACUGAACAAACAAACAGACAAAAAAAUACUUCUUUUAACAGUUAUGUUCCUAUUCUGUUCUUGGUACCCUCGCCCGCAUGGCCGGUUUCACGGAACGUAUCGUCCGCCAGCACUGCUCUUCUUUUUUACACACUCAGAGGCAACUUUAUGUGCAUAAAUGAAUUGUUUUUAUAAUUUAUGGUUUUCAUGAAACACUGCCAUACUUUUAUUAGGAAAAACUGACUUUCCUAAAAGGUGAACUGAAGUUAUUUUACUACGUAAUCGAGACCCUCAGUCUCCAGAGUUAGCUGAACCUAAAAACGUUUGAGGAUUAGAAAUUCCUCAGCUCUCCUCGGCCUGCUUCUAGAGUCCGUUAGCGCAGUUGGCUUAGGUUGGUAAACUUGCUUGAGAAGUAGCCCAGUCCUGGACUGUCGAGAUAAAAUGCUAUCAGUUCACCUUUAAAGACAUUUAAAAAAAAAAAAAAAAAAACCUUUAAAGAUCUCCUUUGAAAUCCACCCAAGGUUUAGUUCAAGCAACUUGGAAACUGACGCCUGAGCGUUGUACUUUCCAGCCCUAAUUUGUGAGGUUGCAACAGCUAUUGUAUUCUGCAUGUGCGUGUAGCCUGUUGUGAACGAUCCUGCUUAAGCAAACCAUCCGCGGUUUAUGACAGCAUACGGUCCUAGCAGUUAAUUCAGGUCCACGGUAGAGAAAACUGCAUUUCCUGAAUUUGGUUCUCGACUAAGGAUGAUGGAUUGCAAAAGUUCUUUAAGCUAGUUUAUAUGCUUUAGGUGUUCUGGAACUUGCCUUCUUGACCCUCCUCCGUCACCCAGCCAGCGUGCCGUGGCACAGACCCCGCUUUGUUCACACACUGCUCAGUGUGCCGCUGCCUUCCCUUCCCGGCUCCCCGAGAACCGUUACUCGGCGUAGCGUCUUGUAUUUAUAUACCGUACCACCAGGAAUGGUAGUUAUACUGUCUUGAAAUCGGAUCUGUCCAUUUGUAAUCAAGAGCAUACCCGAAAUCUGUAGGCCCCAGGUAACAAAAUACUCCUGCCCAGACAUCCCCGUCACAACUGACCUCCAUCACGUCAUUCUCACUGGGGGUGGGGGGCGUGGGUGUGUUAUGAUAAACCAAAACUCAUGAGUUUAACCACCUUGAUUAUCAUCCCUCUGUUUUAGUGAUUGUGAGUAUAAGAUUCGUAAUAGGAAUACUGGACGUUGUGGCACUCUAGAAUAAGCAGGCCGAUAACGCCCACGGAUUUGUACCAGAAGCGAAGGGCUGAGCGUAGGGCCGGCCCGGAGAGCGAGGCAGCGGUGUCCUCACCGCGCGGCCACGUGGCGCCUUUGACUGGAGCAGCCCGUCUUUAUGAGGCAAGACUCUUGUAAGUGCGGAGCUUUGUGUUUUUUUCCAUUACUAAUUGCAUUCUACUUUUUCUUGUUUUUAUAAAGGAAAACAGAACUAACUGGAACAUUUUAUGAUGUUGUGUGGCCACUGCUUUUUGCCUUCCAAAGUUCCGGGUAAAAAUAUGUUAGAUCUGUGAUUAAAUUUGUUUUGUUUUGAUUUUAAAGCACUACAUCUGUUUUCACUAAUUGUUCAUUUCUGAUGUUUGAACCCUUCAUUUAGUUAAUCCCUCAUAGAUUUAAGAAAGUAAACAGAUAUUUUGCACAGUGCACUUAAUGUAUAUUUUACCACAGUCCUCUUGCAUUCUGUGUCUCGUAAUCUGCCUUCUGACCACUUGGUGCCAGCUUUAUAAGGAAUUAAAGUGGAUUCUCACUGACAUUUAAACGCCAGUUCCAAACCAGUCUGUCAGGUUCACUGGCACAGAGCUAUCUAGGAACCGUUUUUCAUUGGACAAUUUGGUGGUGCUAUUGUGCAGUAAUUAAUAUUACUCGUGCCAGAGGAGAAAUUCUAGUACCUUCCCUGCUAACAUCCUUUCCUAGUUCUUUGCUCUUUGCAAAUUAAGAGACAACUUGGGAGAGAGGAAAACACUGUAGAUACCUAUUUAUAUUUAAAGUUUACGCUCCGUGAACGUAGCUGCGGGAUUCUGGCAUGUUCCUGCCGCUCUCAUCAGAUCUGACGUUGAGGGCUGGGGACCCCGAUGCCUGCACGGACUCGCAGCCCCUGCGGUCUGCUGAGGGGCGGACGGCGCUCUGCGGCUUGGAGAUGGCUGAUACUCCGGUCAUUCACUUGAUUACUCUGAAUUAGUUGCAGCGCAACUGUAUAUAUUGUAUAACCUAAAUCAGUUCUUAUUUUCGUGGUCCUUACCGCAGUGAUUUAUAAUUAGAGCAUGUUCAGUAAGGUGACUCUUCCUGUUAACUAGUCAUUUGACUGGAAAAAAAAUAAAAUACCUGUAAAUGGA
Molecule: messenger RNA, 5483 nt
Organism: Suricata suricatta (meerkat)
Lineage: Eukaryota; Metazoa; Chordata; Mammalia; Carnivora; Herpestidae
Gene: ASAP2
Product: ArfGAP with SH3 domain, ankyrin repeat and PH domain 2
Exons: 31
Coding region: 1-3141 (1046 amino acids)
Biological process (GO): positive regulation of GTPase activity
Cellular component (GO): cytoplasm
Molecular function (GO): protein binding; GTPase activator activity
Source: RefSeq, a predicted model, not a curated record